GCCCGCCCGCCCGGCUCCUCCGGCCUCCGCUGCUGCGCUGCGCUGCGCUGCCUGCGCUCAGGGCUCGGGAGGGGGCCGCGGAGGAGCCGCCCCCCGCGCCCGGCCCCCGCCCGCCGCGCCCGGGCCCGCGCCAUGGGGCUCUGGCUGCCGCCGCCCCCUGCGCCGCCGGGCUAGGGCGAUGCGGGCGCCCCCGGCGCGCGGCCCCCGCGGGCACCAUGAGCCCCCUGCUCCGCCGCCUGCUGCUCGCCGCGCUCCUGCAGCUGGCCCCCGCCCAGGCUUGGAGAUUCGACGUCGCCGCCGCCACCGGCAGAGUGCGCCUGGCGGGUCGUGGCCAGGGCAGGUCCCAGGUGGCCAGGAGAGGACAGGGCCCCGUUUCCCAGCCUGAUACCCCCGGCCACCAGAAGAAAGUGGUGUCAUGGAUAGACGUGUAUGCCCGUGCCACCUGCCAGCCACGGGAGGUGGUGGUGCCCCUGACCGUGGAGCUCAUGGGCACCGUGGCCAAGCAGCUGGUGCCCAGCUGUGUGACCGUGCAGCGCUGUGGUGGCUGCUGCCCUGACGACGGCCUGGAGUGCGUGCCCACAGGGCAGCACCAAGUCCGAAUGCAGAUACUCAUGAUCCGUUACCCGAGCAGUCAGCUGGGCGAGAUGUCCCUGGAAGAACACAGCCAGUGUGAAUGCAGACCAAAAAAGAGAGAGAGUGCUGUGAAGCCAGACAGGGCUUCCACUCCCCACCACCGUCCCCAGCCCCGCUCUGUUCCGGGCUGGGACUCUGCCCCCGGAGCACCCUCCCCAGCUGACAUCACCCAUCCCACUCCAGCCCCAGGCCCCUCUGCCCACGCUGCACCCAGCGCCGCCAGCGCCCUGACCCCCGGACCUGCCGCUGCCGCUGCCGACGCCGCAGCUUCCUCCGUUGCCAAGGGCGGGGCUUAGAGCUCAACCCAGACACCUGCAGGUGCCGGAAGCUGCGAAGGUGACACGUUGCCUUUCAGACUCAGCAGGGCCACUUGCCUCACAGGCCACAUCCCAGAGGAGGACAACAGGGCAACGUGUUGAGAAGUGCCCAGUCCCUAGACCUCAGUGUGGGCAGAAAGUGCUCCCGGACCUGGGCCUCUCAGAGGACUUUCCAGCUGUCCCUGGUCUCUCCCAAGGCCGCCCUCCAACAGGGUGGGCGGCCGGACGAGGAGACGUGUCGGCAGCACCAGGGGUCAUGGACUAACUCGGGAGAGAAGGGGUCCCGUCUCGAUUUUCAACCACCACGUGCAAGCGAGCGUCUUCACAGCUGGCUCCACUGUCCCCUCCCCGAGGCGCCAAUCCUCUGCAGAUACUGGGGACUUGGGCUGCGGUGUUAAGAACUGGGACCCCCCAACCCUGAUAAAAGAGAUGGAAGGA
Molecule: messenger RNA, 1388 nt
Organism: Acinonyx jubatus (cheetah)
Lineage: Eukaryota; Metazoa; Chordata; Mammalia; Carnivora; Felidae
Gene: VEGFB
Product: vascular endothelial growth factor B
Exons: 8
Coding region: 216-929 (237 amino acids)
Biological process (GO): positive regulation of angiogenesis; induction of positive chemotaxis; vascular endothelial growth factor receptor signaling pathway
Cellular component (GO): membrane
Molecular function (GO): growth factor activity; chemoattractant activity; heparin binding
Source: RefSeq, a predicted model, not a curated record